Meira miltonrushii is the source of this 2581-nucleotide messenger RNA. RefSeq names its product small oligopeptide transporter. The transcript is spliced from 2 exons. Bases 1 to 2421 code for a protein of 806 amino acids. The record is from RefSeq and is a predicted model, not a curated record. NCBI's taxonomy places the organism in Eukaryota, Fungi, Basidiomycota, Exobasidiomycetes, Exobasidiales, Brachybasidiaceae. Gene Ontology annotation, molecular function: oligopeptide transmembrane transporter activity. Gene Ontology annotation, biological process: transmembrane transport.
AUGAAUCCUCCAACGGACUACAAAAAAGAGGCUAAAGCUGAAAUAAUUGAUGAGGAAGCUUCUUCACAAGACAAGAAAGUAUCUUCUGUUACCGAUGAAGAAACAAUGGCAGCUCAAAAAGCAUUGGAAUACUUGGAAAAGUUGAAAAGGCAAAAUCUUGCUUGGGAUCCAAAUCUUCCCGAUGAGUUGGAAAUUGAUACAGACGAGGUAAAAGAUCGUAUUCACAUUGCAGAAGAAUUACUUGAUAACAGCCCGUAUCCUGAAGUCAGAGCGGCUGUGCUGAACUACGACAGUGGCGGUCAUGUCAACACAAUUCGUGCAUGGGUUCUAGGCUUACUAUUUGCUAUCAUUGGCUCAGGCUGCAAUGCACUACUUAGUAUGCGAAACCCAUACAUCGUGAUCAGCUCAUAUGUCGCUCAAGUUGUCGUCUUCCCUAUCGGCUGUGCAUGGGCAAGAUGGCUUCCUGAGGGUCGAUUUUCCGUUUUAGGACAUGAUUUCUACCUCAACCCUGGCCCAUAUUCGAAAAAGGAGCAUGCAAUCACAGUGAUCAUGGCAAAUGCAACAUUUUCAGGUGGUGCAGCUUACGCGGUUGAUAUCAUUAUUGCUCAACGUGCUUUCUACAAACAAGACUUUGGUCCUGCAUUCGAGAUAAUGAUGACGAUGAGUAAUAUGAUGCUUGGAUUUGGAUUUGCAGGAAUGUUCCAUAGCUUUUUGGUUCAACCGGCUGCAAUGAUUUGGCCUGGAAAUUUAAUCAAUACGGCAUUAUUCACAGCGCUACACGACCAUCCCGCACCUGAUCCAAGUAAAACUUUUGGCUGGAGUAUUAACAAGUAUCGAUUCUUUACAUACGUUAUGAUCGGAUCUUUUGUUUGGUUUUGGUUUCCUGGAUACAUUGCACCCUUUCUAAGUAUCUUUGCUUGGGUAACUUGGAUAAAGCCACAAAAUGUUCUUAUAAACCAAUUGUUUGGUGGUGCAACUGGAAUUUCCAUCAUGCCAAUGUGUUUAACGUUCGAUUGGGGUCAAAUUUCAGGAUUCAAUUUCAGUCCACUUAUUGCACCUUGGCAUGCAAUCGGUAAUACGUUGAUUGGAUUGAUAUUAUUCGUUUGGAUCUUAACUCCGGCUUUGCACUAUACGAAUUAUGGAUACGCCAAUUAUUUGCCUAUCUCCGACUCAGGUGCAUACGAUAAUACUGCAAAUACGUAUAAUGUAUCAAUGAUCCUUGAUCCGAUCACGCAUACAUUUGUCGAAGAAAAAUACAAAGAAUACUCGCCAAUUUUCCUUUCAACCACAUUUGCAUUGACCUAUGGUCUUUCAUUUGCAUCUAUCACUGCGGUCAUCAUUCAUACUGCUCUCUUUCACGGUAAAGAUAUAUGGAUAAGGAUCAAGAAGUUAGGAGAAAUUGAUCAGGACGAUAUCCAUGCUCGCUUAAUGGCAAAAUAUAAGUCUGUUCCAUUUUGGUGGUAUUUGAUCGUGCUAGCAGUUACCUUUGGGAUGGGAAUGGGUAUCUCUGUCGGUUGGGCCACCCAUUUAUCCUGGUACAGCUUUAUCUUUUGCCUCGCAAUAGGCUGGAUCUUCUUUGUCCCAGUAGGCAUUAUUGCAGCGACGACAAACAUAUGGAUUGGACUUAAUGUGUUUACUGAAUUCAUCAUUGGAUACAUGCAGCCAGGACGUCCUAUGGCUAUGAUGUUGUUCAAGGCUUACGGCUAUAUGGCCAUGAAUCAAGGCUUAGGAUUUGCUUCAGAUAUGAAAAUGGGCCACUACAUGAAAAUACCACCUCGUGUAACCUUUAUGGCGCAAACUAUUGCUACUGCAAUUUCUGCCUUGACGCAAGUUGGUGUGGUAAAUUGGGCUUUAGAAAAUAUUGAUCAAGUUUGUACUCGUCAUCAAAAAGACCAUUUCUCAUGCCCAAAUGCAAAAGUUUUCUUCAAUGCCAGCGUCAUUUGGGGCGCCAUUGGACCAAGACGUAUCUUCUCACCAGGUGCAAUUUAUAGCCAUUUAUUGCUAUUCUUCAUUCCAGGAUUCAUUUUACCAAUCAUUCUUUAUUUAGCAGCAAGACAUUGGCCAAAAUCAUCAAUUCGUUUCUUGAAUGCACCAAUCAUAUUCUCUGGGAUCGGAUUGAUUCCUCCGGCUACUCCGCUUAAUUAUCUCUCAUGGGGAUUGGUAGGUUUCAUCUUUAACAAAUGGAUCAGAAACCGUUGGAGAAGUUGGUGGAUGCAGUACAAUUACAUUCUCUCUGCCGGUUUGGACGUCGGUUUAGCACUAUCGAUUAUUUUUAUCUUUUGUGCUCUUCAACUUCAUGAUAUCGCUUUUCCAGCUUGGUGGGGUAACACAGCCUCUCAAAACACCAUGGAUCUUACUGGAACUGCAAUUCGCGAUACGCUUCCUGAAGGUCAAAAGUUCGGACCUGCUACUUGGUCGUGAAGGUGUGUGAGCCAGAUUGGCUUUUCUUCUCUUUUCUUUUCUUUUCGAUUACUUUUCCUCUCACGAUCGUCUUUAUUUACGCUCAAUUGUUGAUCUUCACAAAUCUUUUACCAAGAAUGUAUGUAUGAUGUGAUCGUUUGAAUCAAACUUUAAUGACGUA